Messenger RNA from Arvicanthis niloticus (Nile rat), 1103 nucleotides. NCBI's taxonomy places the organism in Eukaryota, Metazoa, Chordata, Mammalia, Rodentia, Muridae. The record is from RefSeq and is a predicted model, not a curated record.
ACUCCACCUCCAGGCAGAAUGAGGCUCAGCAGAGCAGUCCUGCUUCUCCUGCUGGCCAGCUGCCUCUCUCCAGGAUACGGUAUUCUGGAGGCCCAUUACACAAACUUAAAAUGUAGGUGUUCCAGAGUGACCUCAACCGUUGUCCAUCUAAACCUAAUAGAUCGGAUUCAAGUUACGCCCCCUGGGAAUGGCUGCCCAAAGACUGAAGUCGUGAUCUGGACCAAGAACAAGAGAGCUCUAUGUAUGAAUCCUCGUGCCAAAUGGUUACAGAAAGUAUUAAAGUUUGUCCGAAGCAAAGGCGUGUCUUCAACUGCCCAAGCUCCAGUGAGUAAGAGAAGAACUGCCUGAAGCCACUGUCACCUCAAAAGACACCUGCACCCUUUUUUAAAAUUUCUGCUCUGAAUUUUAGUUAUAUUCUUAGUUGAAGAAUUUCCAAGAAAAUAACUUCCCUCUUUAAAAAAAAAAAUGACUGUAGGUGAAAAACAGUCCUUCAGGAGCUGAGAGAGGACACUCAGGCUCCUCUGCACACUCAGCCCACAUUCUUUUUCCAUAAGGAAGGAUUUGGAGAACAGGCAUUUAGUGACCACCCACUUCCAAUGCAUUUGGUAAUAGACCUGUUGUUUUGUGUUAAACUAGCCUAUAUUGUAGAGGAAUGAAAACUAACAUGUCAAAUCUGAACUUGUAGCUUGUACUAACAAGAGGUUUAUGAGAUGGACUUUAGGUAUUUUGCACCUUUCCUAAAAGCAGGCUUCCACAGUAGUCUCCAGAAGGUUCCUGGGAAGCUGAUGCGAUACUAGCCUAAGGUGAUGCAGAGCAGGUCUCCUUUAGAGAAAAGCUUCAUGGGGGAAAUAGUCCUUCUACUUUGAAAGGUUGCUUGUAUAAGAUUUAUUGUCUUGGAUUAAAACCAAAAACAUUGAGAGAUCCUCAGCUUAGCGUUCCAGGCUCUUCAGCAGUGUACAAUAUAUUCCUUUGCACUGUGACCCUGAUGGUCUAUUUUUAUUAUGCAUAUCUUUCACACAGACAAAAUACCAGUCUCUUGUAUCAAAUUCUUUAAUGUUUCCUAUUCAUCUAAUGUCAUUCAAUAAACUUAAUCAAAUAUUUUG